UGAAUACCUGCUUUUAUAUUCAAUAGGUAUGGAGAAGUAUGACCACCAUCCUCGGCAUUUUAGCGAGGUAGCCGUACGAGGUUCCGAAGCUAAUUGUUAUGUGAGUCCAUGACGAAGCAGUGUGUGGACACGCCUAAAGAUGACAUGUGGUGUUGUUCCGUAGAGCGUCAAAAAAGUGGACACAAAACAAUAAAGGGAGCCGGGAACAUGUCUCAGGUCGCUAGACCAAAAGUAAUGCAACUUGCGUUCAACAAUAAGAGAAAUCUCGAUCUGAAGGACUUACCAUAUAUGGUAAUUCCGUACCGGUGCAAACACAAAAAGAAAGUCAAAAAUCGGAAUGGGUGAAGAGCAACCAGCAAAUCAGAUAUUCCUGCAGUGAGAACGCCUUAAAAA
This is a messenger RNA of Serpula lacrymans var. lacrymans S7.9, 393 nucleotides long. RefSeq lists its product as uncharacterized. The record is from RefSeq and is a predicted model, not a curated record. The transcript has a single exon. Lineage: Eukaryota; Fungi; Basidiomycota; Agaricomycetes; Boletales; Serpulaceae. Bases 109 to 345 code for a protein of 78 amino acids.